This is a messenger RNA of Alternaria conjuncta, 1248 nucleotides long. RefSeq lists its product as uncharacterized. The coding region runs from base 1 to 1248 and encodes 415 amino acids. The transcript has 3 exons. Gene Ontology annotation, molecular function: monooxygenase activity; iron ion binding; heme binding. NCBI's taxonomy places the organism in Eukaryota, Fungi, Ascomycota, Dothideomycetes, Pleosporales, Pleosporaceae. The record is from RefSeq and is a predicted model, not a curated record.
AUGUUCUCCACUGGACGCAAUAAGCCGCAUUCGCAGAGGAAGCGAAUGCUGAGCAACAUCUAUAGCAAGUCUCAUGUCACGGCAAGCGAGGCACUGCUCGGCCAGACGUCUGCCAUUAUGUACAAGCGCUUUUUGCCGUAUCUGGAGACGACGUUCGCCGAGUCUGAGAAGGGGGUUCUCAACGUAUACGCACUACUCAGCGCAACCACGAUGGACAUUGUGACGUGCUUCAUCUUCGGGCUCAAGGCAGGCUCGAACCUAAUCGAUGACCGAAAGCAGCUUGCGUGGUUUCUUGAUUUGUACAACUCGCGUCGAUCCUACAACUUCUGGCCGCAGGAGUUCCCACGAUUUACUAGCUUUGUGGAGAAGUGGCUUGGCUACCGAUUGACACCGAAGUGGGUCGAUGAGGCGAACGGUGAGAUCGAGAGGUGGACGGUGAGGAUGUGCGACGAUGCUAGUGCUGUCUCGAGCGCAGGCGAUGCACAGAUCGAGGAUCGACCUGUGGUGUGGCAGCAGCUCCAAAACACCAUGGCAAAAGCCGCGAAGGAGGGCGGGGAGAGCGCACUACAGACUCAAAUUGCGAGCGAGGUGCUGGACCAUCUUGCGGCAGGGUUCGAUACGUCCGGGAUAACACUGGUCUACGUCGUCCACGAGGUCUCGCGGCAUCCGGGAAUCCAGGCCCGUCUUCGCGCUGAGCUGCUUGGUCUCUCGCCGCAGCUUGUCCCGUCAUCAGCGCCGACACUGCCUGAUGCUAAGGCUGUAGACAGCCUACCAUUCCUCCAUGCCGUCAUAUGGGAGACCCUGCGUCUUCAUUCGGCCAUUCCGGGCCCACAGCCACGAUUCACGCCGCCGCAAGGCUGUCAACUUGGACCUGAAGAGGCUUCGUACCACAUUCCUAGUGGAGUAAGGGUGAGCGCAAGCGCGGGCCUAUUGCACCUCAACGAGGAAGUGUUCGAGCGCGCAAACGAGUGGAGGCCAGAGCGAUGGCUGGACAUGGACAGGCUAGACGAGGAGAAGCGGAGGGAUAUGGAGAGCCGGUGGUUUUGGGCCUUUGGAAGCACCACCAUCGUCGACGAUACAGGCAUCGAGCAGAUGGAUUCGUAUACUGCGCCGCCCAAGAGUGACAAGCUCAUGGAACGAGGCUUGCUGAAGGCUCUCACCUCAAUGAUCAGGCAUGUUUGGACCCUGAUCUCCGACACUGAACAAGGAAGGAAGCAUCUGCCCCGCCGCACGUGCAACAAGUCUUAG